This is a messenger RNA of Ahaetulla prasina, 2278 nucleotides long. It is a transcript of the gene TAF7L, whose product is annotated as TATA-box binding protein associated factor 7 like. Lineage: Eukaryota; Metazoa; Chordata; Lepidosauria; Squamata; Colubridae. Gene Ontology annotation, molecular function: RNA polymerase II general transcription initiation factor activity. Gene Ontology annotation, cellular component: transcription factor TFIID complex. The record is from RefSeq and is a predicted model, not a curated record. The transcript is spliced from 13 exons. Gene Ontology annotation, biological process: RNA polymerase II preinitiation complex assembly; transcription initiation at RNA polymerase II promoter. Bases 670 to 1752 code for a protein of 360 amino acids.
GGUGUAUGUCUUGAGUCCAAGCAGUUCUGGCUUACUUCUAAAUCAUGGUUCGAGCAAACCAGGUUAAUUUCAAGGUUUGAUGCAGGAGAGUCCAUGUAGUCUUUUGCCCGUUUCUCCCCAAAGACUUUGGAAGAGGUUUUGCUUGCUUUUGCAAUGCUGGAUCUGGCCUACUGAACUGCAGUCCUGUCCCAAACUAGUUCUUUUAUCAAUUAAAAACAGCAUUUUGGAUGGUUUUUCUCUUCCGUUUUGCUGCAGAUGGACAAACGCCGCAGAACUGAGAAUCUCCUGACUUGUGGGUGAUUCAUAUAUUCCUAAUAUGAAGUCCUAUAGGACAGCGGUCACCCACUGGUGGUCUGCGAGAAAAUUUUGGUGGUCCGCAGAAGAAUUAUUUGCAUUUUUAUACUGCACUAAAUCAGGGCCUCUGGGCCAGAUACGUGCAAUGAACAUUUGUGUUGCUGCAAAAUAACAUCUCAUUUCCAAGAACAGAAGAAGACCAUACGAUGCGUUUAAAACCCCCUUACCUAACAAUACGUUGAUCUGCAGAUACUCCCUGGUGGUGGUUGUUUUUUUUUGUUUUUUUUAAAAAACUCUUUUUCUUUGCAUUUACGUUUAGUAUUUUUGAAUGAGACAAGUUUUUAUAAACCUUUGCCCGGAGCAAGAAGAGGAGGAAUGGCGUCUGCAAUGAGGAUGACCAAGAACAAGGAUAACAUCCCCCACGAGUUAGAGAGCCAGUUUAUUUUGCGGCUGCCUCCGGAAUAUGCUUCUACCGUGCGGAGGGCUGUUCAAUCUGGAAGCGUCAACUUGAAGGACAGGCUCACAAUUGAAUUGCACGCGGAUGGGCGUCACGGAAUUGUGCGAGUAGACCGUGUCCCCUUAGCUGCCAAGUUGGUGGAUUUGCCCUGCACCAUGGAAAGCUUGAAGACCAUCGAUAAGAAGACUUUCUACAAGACGGCUGACAUUUGCCAGAUGCUUGUGUGCACAGUGGAUGGAGACCUCUACCCUCCUUUGGAAGAACCACCCGUUAGUACUGAUGCUAGAGCCAACAAGAAGAAGGAUAAGGACCGGGAGAAGAAGUUUAUCUGGAAUCACGGCAUUACGCUCCCGUUGAAGAACGUCCGAAAAAGGAGGUUCCGAAAGACUGCUAAGAAAAAGUAUAUCGAGUCACCAGAUGUCGAGAAAGAAGUGAAGCGCCUUCUCAGCACAGAUGCCGAAGCCGUCAGUGUCCGCUGGGAAGUGAUUGCCGAAGAUGAAACGAAAGAAGCCGAGAAUCAUGGGUCAUUUACAGGCCUGGAUAUUUCUUCUCCUGGCAUGACUGGACAUAAACAAGGCCAUGGAUCUUCAGCAGAACGUGACGAACUCCGGGAGAUGUUCAAUGAAAUCAGCAGCAGCAGCAGCGACGAAGAAGAGAGAGAUCACCAUGACGAUGAAGAUCUGAACGUGAUGGAUACAGAGGAAGACUUGGAGAGGAGGCUGCAGGGCAAGCUGAACGAAUCCAGCUCCCAGCAGCAAGAGAACGAAGGAACCAGCCAAAUCGCGAUUGGAAUCCAGAAGCAAAUUGACAACCUGAAGGGGAAGCUGCAGGAGACCCAGGAGCGCAGGAAACGCCAAGAAGACCUCAUCAUGAAAGUGGAAAAUCUGGCACUCAAGACCCGCCUCCAAGCCGUGCUGGAUGAGUUCAAACAACAAGAAGAGCGAGAGAAACAGCAGCUGGGAUCUCUUCAGGAUCAGCUAGAAGCUCUGAUGGAAAAAUGAACCUCUAAACCUCCAAGAAAAGAAGCUCUGAUGUUGACUAAGAAGUUCCUUCUCUUGGUGCUGCGGCCUGCAUAUUCUUCAGUGCAGACUCAUCCUAACGUCUGAGCCAAUUAGCAAGUUCCUUGUAGAAAUCUAGAUAAACUUCUAGCCAGGGCUCCAGAAGUGGUGGCUUACAAAAUAGCACGUGCGCAAAACAGGCAGAAAACGUGAAUGUUUUGCAAAGAACGGAAUUUCCUGGAAGACGGUCACAAAACCAGUGUUCGUUACUGAAAGCAAAAUUCACUUUGGGACCAUUUUUGGUUCUUUUUCAGUUCUGCAUCUUUUUUUGUUUUCCAAUGAGCCAAUAUCGCAAUUUUAUGUUUUCAGGGGCACGAAAUCGAUCCUUUCUGGCAUGAGGGAUGACAACACCCUGCGUAUUUGUAAACACUGGUUGUGAGAAACAAAAGUUUGCCUUCUAACGUAACUCUUUACAGCGUCUGUCUUCAAGAGUGUUGUGAAAUAAAAACAAAAGUUUUCUGUAUAUACA